AUGCAGGCAUGGCACAGGUAGGGGCAGUGCAGAAGCAUUGGAGAGCCACUUUGGAAAGAGUAUAGAGGUUUAUUUCAGACACCUACUUCACAGAUGUCAACCUCAGAGGAAGGCAAGCCUCUACAUAGCAUAGAAUCUUAUUUGUACACGCUAAGUAUUUCAUUUCCUAGACUGUACUCUGUAAGGCUCCCCCUACCAAGUGUCCGCUGGUACAAUGCCGGCCAACAGUGGAUCAGUUUUCAAGCUGCUCAGCAAGCCCUCAGCUCCACUGCUGAAGUUGCUACCAAAAAUGUGUCACUUGGACCAACUUGGAGUACCCAUUGGUUCAGUGUGGAA
This is a messenger RNA of Geodia barretti, 336 nucleotides long. The record is from the annotation of a GenBank genome assembly. NCBI's taxonomy places the organism in Eukaryota, Metazoa, Porifera, Demospongiae, Tetractinellida, Geodiidae.